Cuscuta campestris is the source of this 1666-nucleotide messenger RNA. The record is from the annotation of a GenBank genome assembly. Lineage: Eukaryota; Viridiplantae; Streptophyta; Magnoliopsida; Solanales; Convolvulaceae.
CUGUAAUUUCUUCAUUGUUGUGCAUAUGAGGAAGAAAGUCUUCCUCAUACUCUUCUCUACACUGCUAUGGGAGAUGCCCUAUGACAAAGCCGCUUCCAAAUUUAGAUUCCAAAGCCCAGUAUCCCCGUCAUUUUGAAUUUGAUUUCGACUUGCAGACAGAGCUAAAUGCGAGCCGUUAGCAAAGCAGUGGUUAUCGGAAACGGCGUCGCCGGCGCAGAGAAUCAGUGCCUCGGCUUACUUCGAGCUCUCGGCCUAUCCCGUCGCCAUACUCUCUACAGAGUCACUAGGCCUCGGGGAGGAAUUAACGAUAGGCUUCGUUGGUUGCCGGUUUCUCUCCACAAAAAGUUAGAGCAUGCCAUGAAGUGGAUUCACGGGGAUUUACAGCCACGAGUUUGUUACAAAUGGAAUAAGGUGACCAGUUUUCCUGCUAAUCAAACAGGUAUUGCAGAAGCUGAUGCUGAGAACAUUGCUAGAGCUGCUCAUGAAACUUUUGAGAAGGAGGGACCUACGUUGGUGGUUGCAUCAGGACGAGAUACUAUUUCCACUGCAAGUUCCAUAAAGCGGUUAGCACCAGAAAAUGUUUUUCUUGUCCAGAUACAACACCCCAGGUCACAUCUUAGUAGGUUUGAUCUUGUCAUCACACCUCGACAUGAUUAUUUUACAUUCACACCUGAGGGGCAAAAGCAGAUUCCUUCACUUAUUCGAAGGUGGAUAACACCUUAUAACCCUCGAGAAGGGCAUGUGGUCCUCACUUUGGGAUCCCUUCAUCAGGUAGAUUUUAGCUCACUGCAAAGUGCUGCUUCUGCAUGGCAUGAUGAAAUUGGACUGCUGCCAAAACCCUUGCUUGUUGUGAACAUUGGGGGACCUAUUGCUCAUUGUAAAUACGGUGAAGACCUGGCAAAUGAGCUAAUAUCAUCACUGCAAAAUGUUCUCCCAACUUGUGGUAGUGUCAGGAUUUCUUUUUCACGCAGAACUCCCAAGAUGGUUGCAGAUCUCAUAGUGUGCAAACUAAGAAAUCAUCCUAAAGUUUACAUUUGGAGUGGGGAAGGUCCAAAUCCACAUAUGGGACAUUUAGCCUUGGCAGAUUCGUUUGUCAUCACGGCUGACUCAAUUAGCAUGUUGAGUGAGGCUUGCAGUACCGGGAAGCCAGUUUAUGUGAUUGGAGCUGAGCGAUGCACAUGGAAAUUUACAGAGUUCCACAGAUCCCUUCGCGAGCGAAGCAUGGUUCGUCCAUUCACGGGAAAAGAGAAUAUAUCUACAGAGAGGUGGACAUAUUCUCCUCUGAAUGAUACCAAAGAGGGUGCCGGCGCUGUGAUAAAUGCACUUGCAGAUCGUGGAUGGAGAUUGCCAUGAAAGGUCCAUUCCUCAGGCAUAAAACUUAAGCUAUUGUUGUUGUUUAUUAUGACUGAAAAAACACCACGGUUCAUGUGACAUUGGCGCCGAAUGUCAUAGGAUGACCUGAGCCAGGGCUCUGUUGGAAACAUCGAUACUUCCUACUUCCUACUUCCUACCCCCUAAAGGAUGCUAAUUUGAUAGUUGGAUGUAUAAUUAUCAAGGAGUAUAUGAAAAAUUCAUUUAUAAUUUGUUUCACCUUGUCGUUUCAGUCUCCUAACUUUGACCAACAUACGUAUUUAAAUUUCGGAGAAUAGCGCUUGCAGAUCCUUAA